This is a messenger RNA of Sebastes umbrosus (honeycomb rockfish), 2197 nucleotides long. Its product is annotated as tripartite motif-containing protein 16-like. The transcript has a single exon. NCBI's taxonomy places the organism in Eukaryota, Metazoa, Chordata, Actinopteri, Perciformes, Sebastidae. The record is from RefSeq and is a predicted model, not a curated record. Gene Ontology annotation, molecular function: zinc ion binding; protein binding. Bases 159 to 1829 code for a protein of 556 amino acids.
UCACCUUCAGAUCUACAGUUUGAGGAUGGGUGUAACCGACAUAGUUGUCGAGUGAGAGCUGACAUUCACUGCACAAACAUGUUGUUUAGAUCAGAGCUCAAACUUGAUUCACUUCUCAGGAUGUGAAACUCAGACAGUCGUUGCUACUGAGAGGUGAAAUGGCGCAGAAAGGAGUUCAGCUGGAGCGGGAAACCUUCUCUUGUUCGAUCUGUAUGGAUCUACUGAAGGAUCCGGUGACUACUCCAUGUGGACACAGCUACUGCAUGAACUGUAUUAAAAGCUUCUGGGAUGGAGAGGAUGAGAAGAAGAUCUACAGCUGCCCUCAGUGUAGGCAGCCCUUCACACCGAGGCCUGUCCUGCUGAAAAGCACCAUGUUAGCAGUUUUAGUGGAGGAGCUGAAGAAGACUGGACUCCAAGCUGCUCCUGCUGAUCAUUGCUAUGCUGGACCUGAAGAUGUGGCCUGUGAUGUCUGCACUGGGAGGAAACUGAAAGCCUUCAAGUCCUGUCUGGUGUGUCUGGCCUCUUACUGUGAGAUACACCUCCAGCGUCAUUAUGGCUCAGCUCCGUUAAAGAAACACAAGCUGGUGGAGCCCUCCAAGAAGCUCCAGGAGAACAUCUGCUCUCGUCACGAUGAGGUGAUGAAGAUGUUCUGUCGUACUGAUCAGCAGUGUAUCUGUUAUGUCUGCUCUGUGGAUGAACAUAAAGGCCACGACACCGUCUCAGCUGUAGCAGAAAGGACCGAGAGGCAGAGAGAGCUGGAGGUGAGUCGACUCAACAUCCAGCAGAGGAUCCAGGACAGAGAGGAAGAUGUGAAGCUGCUCCAACAGGAGGUGGAGGCUGUCAAUCGCUCUGCUGAUAAAGCCCUGAAGGACAGUGAGAAGAUCUUCACCGAGCUGAUCCGUCUCAUGGAGAAACAAAGCUGUGAUGCGAAGCAGCAGGUCAGAUCCCAGCAGAAAAGUGAAGUGAGUCGAGUCAAAGAGCUUCAGAAGAAGCUGGAGCAGGAGAUCACUGAGCUGAAGAGGAGAGACGCUGAGAUGACGCUGCUCUCACACACAGAGGAUCACAAUCAGUUUCUACUCAACUACCCCUCACUGUCACCGCUCAGUGAAUCUACACACUCGUCCAGCAUCAAUAUCCGUCCUCGGCGCUACUUUGAGGACGUGAUGGCGGCUGUGUCAGAAGUCAGAGAUAAACUACAGGACGUUCUGAGAGACAAAUGGACAAACGUCUCACAGACAGUGACUGAAGUAGAUGUUUUACUGUCACAACCAGAGCCCAAGACCAGAGCUGGAUUCUUAAAAUAUUCACGAGAAAUCACACUGGAUCCAAACACAGCAAACACACUGCUGUUAUUAUCUGAGGGGAACAGAAAAGCAACAGCAAUGAGUCAACAACAGUCUUAUUUUAGUCACCCAGACAGAUUCACUGGAUGUUGGCAGGUCCUGAGUAGAGAGAGUCUGACUGGACGUUGUUACUGGGAGGUGGAGAGGAGAGGGGAAGGAGUUUCUGUAGCAGUCGCAUACAAGAGUAUCAGGAGAGCAGGGGGGUCGAAUGAAUGUUUUGGAUACAAUGACAAAUCUUGGGCGUUAGAUUGUAACCAACUCAGUUAUAGCUUUUUGUACAACAGUAUCAAAACCCCCGUCUCAGGUCCUCCGUCCUCCAGAGUAGGAGUGUACCUGGAUCACAGUGCAGGUAUUCUGUCCUUCUACAGCGUCUCUGAAACCAUGACUCUCCUCCACAGAGUCCAGACCACAUUCACUGAGCCUCUCUAUGCUGGACUUUGGCUUUUCGAUUACGAAGUCACUGCUGAGUUGUGUAAACUCAAAUAGACAUAAGUAAUUUAAGGGACAGCGGAUUCAAUUCUGUGUUUUAACUCUUAAAGGUAAUAACUUAUUACACUUACACUCUUAUAAAUCAUUGUGGGUCGGUGUUUCCUAUGCACGCUCGCGUGUGAUUACACUGUUCCAACACAAACUACACAGAAGCACCAAAACCGCAAAGUUAUAUCUAGUGAAGCCCGUCUUGCAAAACAGUGUCAACUAAUCCUGAUCCAGCCUCCCGACCGCUGACAGAAGACACGGGGGAGACUGUAGCUUUGGUCUCCAGGGCCGGACUCUCUGCUCCGCUGCCUGCCUGCUUGCCUUCACUCACACACCGCACUCGUUCUCACUUGCUCUCUCACGUGCAUGCGCGCACA